Molecule: messenger RNA, 321 nt
Organism: Aspergillus chevalieri
Lineage: Eukaryota; Fungi; Ascomycota; Eurotiomycetes; Eurotiales; Aspergillaceae
Product: hydrophobin family protein
Exons: 3
Coding region: 1-321 (106 amino acids)
Cellular component (GO): fungal-type cell wall
Molecular function (GO): structural constituent of cell wall
Source: RefSeq, a predicted model, not a curated record
AUGAAGCUCUCCAUCUUCUCCACCCUCGCCAUGGUCGCCCUGGCCUCCGCCUUCCCCCACGAGAAGCGCGAGACCACUGACGCUCAAUGUGUCAAGCCCUACCUCUGCUGCGGAGAGCUCAAGACUCCCCUCGACGACACUGUGGACCCUAUUCUCAUGGGUCUCGGUAUCAACGCCGCUAGCAUUGUCGGGUCUAUUGGUCUUGACUGCAAGGCUUACGAUGACUCUUGCAAGAGCGAGCCCCAGUGCUGCACUGAGGCUAACCUUUUGGGUGGCACUCUUGCUCUCGGCUGCGCACCGCUCAAGUCCAAGUCCUCUUAA